Prunus armeniaca (apricot) is the source of this 1686-nucleotide messenger RNA. Lineage: Eukaryota; Viridiplantae; Streptophyta; Magnoliopsida; Rosales; Rosaceae. The record is from the annotation of a GenBank genome assembly.
AUGGCUAACAGUGGUGGAGAAGGGAGUGGAAAGAAUUCAGGAUUUCCUCAUGUUGUCCUCAAUGAAAGAAUCCUUUCUUCAAUGUCACGGAGAUCGGUUGCUGCUCAUCCCUGGCAUGACUUAGAAAUUGGACCUGGUGCGCCAGCAGUUUUCAACGCUGUUGUUGAAAUUAGCAAAGGCAGCAAGGUUAAGUACGAGCUCGACAAGACAACUGGCCUCAUAAAAGUUGAUCGUGUUCUUUACUCAUCAGUUGUUUAUCCACACAACUAUGGUUUCAUUCCCCGAACCAUCUGUGAGGAUAGCGAUCCUAUGGAUGUACUGGUACUGAUGCAGGAGCCCGUCUUACCUGGUUCUUUUCUUCGUGCUCGUGCUAUCGGAUUAAUGCCCAUGAUUGAUCAAGGUGAAAAGGAUGACAAAAUUAUUGCAGUAUGUGCUGAUGACCCUGAGUUCCGCUACACCAAGGACAUCAAGGAUCUUCCUCCCCAUCGCCUUGCAGAAAUUCGUCGAUUCUUUGAGGACUACAAGAAGAAUGAGAACAAGGAAGUGGCUGUUGAAGACUUUCUACCUGCUGAGGCUGCCAUCGAUGCCAUCAAAUACUCCAUGGACCUGUAUGCAUCUUACAUUGUGGAAAGCUUGAGGCAACUUGUAUGUGUUGAUGCUGUUUGGAGUAGUUUCCAAGUAUUGGCUUCCUCGGUAGCGAGGAGAAUGUACUAUCGAAAUGCAACAACAGCGAGCGCUCUCGUCCUCAUCGAUGCUUUUGCUUCAACGCCCACAGCUGAGAGCCUGAGACUGCCCAAACACACUCCUCCACCUACAUCUCAGCCCCCUAAACCCUCACACUACUCACAAAAUCUCAAAUCUCUGACGAAGAUGGGGACCCUGGGCAGAGCAAUCUACACCGUCGGGUUCUGGAUCCGCGAGACCGGCCAGGCCAUUGAUCGCCUCGGUUCCCGCCUCCAGGGCAACUACUACUUCCAAGAGCAACUGUCUCGGCAUCGGACGCUGAUGAACGUGUUUGACAAAGCUCCGGUGGUUGAUAAGGACGCGUUUGUGGCGCCCAGUGCGUCCAUCGUAGGCCAAGUUCAGGUGGGACAAGGUUCCUCCAUUUGGUACGGUUGUGUUUUGAGAGGUGAUGUUAACAGCAUCAGCAUUGGGUCUGGGACCAACAUACAAGAUAAUUCCCUUGUUCAUGUAGCAAAGUCUAACUUGAGUGGCAAGGUUUUGCCCACUGUAAUUGGAGAUAAUGUCACUGUAGGUCACAGUGCUGUCUUGCAUGGAUGUACUGUAGAGGAUGAGGCAUUUGUUGGCAUGGCUGCAACCUUGCUUGAUGGGGUUUAUGUUGAGAAACAUGCCAUGGUUGCUGCUGGAGCCCUUGUAAGGCAGAAUACAAGGAUUCCCUGUGGAGAGGUAUGGGGAGGGAAUCCAGCAAAGUUCCUGAGGAAGCUGACAGAAGAAGAGAUGGCCUUCAUCUCCCAGUCAGCCAUAAAUUAUUCCAACUUGGCUCAGGCUCAUGCAGCUGAAAAUGCAAAGAGCCUUGAUGAGAUAGAGUUUGAGAAGGUGCUGCGAAAGAAGUUUGCACGCCGUGAUGAGGAAUAUGACUCUAUGUUGGGUGUUGUUCGUGAAACACCAGCAGAGAUUACUCUUCCUGACAACGUACUGCCAGGCAAAGUACCAAAGACUGCUUAA